AGAAGAAACUAGCAAUAGUUCAACUGACAAUAAAAUAUAUUCUGGAUUACCUUCAGGUGGUGUCUGCAAGCAACCACCGACUUGUGUUAUGCCACCCUGACACAGCCCAUGAUGUGGGUGUAACGUGUCAACAGCCCGUUGUUGUAAGGCUGCUCAAUGUUGAGUAUGAAGAUAGUGAACUUCAUCCUCAGUAUGCAGCUCCCUGCUUUGUUGUUUGGUGCCUGAAGUCUCUACCCAAGAACAAUGCCUUCAUUUAUGAACAAGGUCUGUGGAAACAUCUUCUGCCAUCAACAGUCUCCAGAGCCACUGUACUUAGUUCUUUGAGUGAGGCUCGCAUUACCCUUCAGUCUAUAAAGAAUCUAAUUCCUGCAGAAAGCAUAACAUUGAUGCCUAACUACCAUUAUGAUAUUGGUCCUUCAAUUUUCAUGUGUGAGUGUCACAUCAAGCACACCAUGAAACCCAGAUCUUCUCCAUGGAUUGGCCAUCCAUUCCUAUUCACGAAAUCUUCCAAACUUCAAUUAAGAACACACAUUCAUUUCACCAUUACUGCAAUCUCUGCUGCUCCAAAUAAUUGUCAACAUUCAUAUUAUACUUUGAAAGAUAAUGGCAUUUACUCUCCUGUAAAAGAACAUGAAGAUAAAGUUGACAAAUUUGACUUUUUCAAUGCCGAUAGUUACUUUGAAGGGUUUAAAUCUGAGAGUGAAUAUCAAACAAGUCCUGCAAAUGACACCGACACUCAACCAUCAUCUUGUGUUAGCAGGACUAAUGCACAAGAUGUAACUGGUGAAAGUGCUUUGCUUUCUCCUGAGAUUAAAACUUGUACCUCCAUUGCUGAUGUGUCCCAUGAUUUGAUGGUGCCUUAUACUCCUAACAUAUUUGAUUCACGAGAGAAACUUGAACCAAUUGGAUCACCCAAAUGCCUGUUUAAAAAAGAUUCUCCUGAAAGUACGCAGUCAACUUCUGAAGUUUUUGUGCACAGCAUUUCACAGUCUUUUAGUAUGCAAGAGUCUCCAGCCCCUGCAAAAAUACUUGAAAGUGAAGAUUUAACUUAUUUCUACUUAACUGAAGGAACAAAACUUAAUUUUGAAUAUCUUAAUCCCCUGGAUUGUGUGAAGAAAGUUGAAAAAUGUGAAGAUGAGCUGCUCUACUACUACCCAACUCCUCCAUAUAGGCUUCUUCUAGAAAAGGUCUCAGCUUGCCUUUAUUUGCUAGGGAGAUUUGGAAGAGAUCCUUGUCUCACAGCCAAGUGUGGUGUGGUGCUGCACGGUACAUAUAUUAAAGAGCAUGCAUUGAUGGCUGAACAUGUCGCUCAUGAGCUGCAGUUAACCUUUAUUAAAGCCUGGUGCAACUUCACCAAUAGCACAGAAGUCAAUAAAUUGUAUGAAGAGGCAAGAAAAAAAAGUCCUUCACUAGUGCUGGUCCAAGUUGCUGAUUUGCAGCUAAGAGACAUGGUAGAUGGUAAACCCAACACUGCUGUCCCAAACCUGCUCAAUGCCCUUCAAACUCUGAAGGAUUCGGGAUGUGCAGUAGUGACUGUCUGCACUUGCAAUAAAAUUGAAAGAUUAAGCAGCAAAGUGCUCAAGUAUCUUGGAUACACUGUCUUCAAUAGCCUGCCUGACGCUCAGCUCCGUGAAGCCAUCAUACGCGACUGUCUCAUUAAGGAGCAUGGCUAUCAUCUUGGCUCCAAGGUUGACGUUAUUGAGGAUCCCUGCAACAAUUCUUCGUCACAAGCGGGCGAAGCUGAUAUUGAACAACAACUAAUUAAAAUAUUAACCAGAAUCGGCAGGGUUCCAUUGAGAAAAACAUCACAAAGUUCAAAUGAAUCAAAUGGCAUGGAAAACGUAACUUCGGCCGAGAAGGAAGCACAAGGGGCUUCCACGUCUAGGAAAACUUUCACAGCUGAGGAAGUGGCUGCAUUGGCAACAGCCACGGAUUAUUGCAACGCUCUGGAGGUGCUGGAGGUGAUCCACCAGCAACUGAUGGAUGAUGGACGCAUCAGCGGGCGUCUGCCACAGAACUUCGUGCCGCACAACAUCCGCAUCAACGGUCGCGGUUUCGUACCGCCCACGCGCUGGUCUGACAUCUCGGGUUACGAUACAUUGAAACAACUCUUCCAGCAAAUGGUCCGCGACUACCGAGAAGACCCUGAACUGAACCCUCUGCAGGGGCUAAUACUUUAUGGCCCGCCGGGCUGUAGUAAGACCCUAUUUGUGAGGGCCCUUGUAACCGAAACCUGCUUCACGCACUUCCAAAUUUACGGCUCGGUUAUCUUAUCGAAGUACGUGGGCGAGACGGAGCAGAAUUUGCGCAGCAUUGUGAUGCGCGCCAAGGCGUCGGCGCCUUCAAUCGUCUUCAUAGACGAGCUCGAGAGCCUGUGUGGCGACCGCGGCCGAGCUGAAGGUGGCGCUCACGUGGCGCUACUACUCGACCUCAUGCGCAGCUGCGCUCCCACCCCUGACGACCCCCGCACCAGCGUGCUCUUCGUCGGCGCCACCAACAUGCCCAGUCUUAUUGAUGAGGGGCUGCUGCAAGCGGGGUACCUGACGCGGGUGGUGGAGGUGGGGCUGCCGAGCUGUGCUUCGCGCUGUGCUCUGUGGCAGAGAAUACUGAAGGGGAAGCCCUGCGACCCUUGCAUCAACGUAGCUCGUCUCUGUCAGCUGACUCGAGGCUUCUCUGGCGCUGAGGUGUUCGGCGUGUAUCAGACAGCGGCGACCGACCUGUGGCGCAGAAGCAAGGCAUCGGGGGAACGCCCUCGGGUGACGCAGCGGCUGCUGGAGGAGUUCAUAGGACGCUCCUCCCCCAGCACCUCCACCUCUUGCCUGGCAUCCAUAGCUGCCUUUACUGCAUCCAGACCUGGCGCCUUUAUUGCGAACUGAUGCCCUUUUGUCAUGAUAGUGAAAUGAACAUCAUAAUUGGAUGAACCAAGUAUUGCGUGAUUGCAAUACUUUUACGACUAUUUUUUUUCUAUCAAAAUAAUUAACAUAUUAAUUAAAAUAAUUUCCCGUUCCACCAAUACGAAUCCAUCAGUCUACACAGUGAAUCCAUGCAUCAUUUCCCUGGUACGCCUCAUCCACCGACUUUAAUUUCAUGUUACAUUAAUUUCAUGUGACUGUGAUAUUGCUGCCCAUGUGUUUGUUGAGGUGCAGCUCCUGUUGCUUUGUUGUGUUGUUCUUUCUUCCUGUAAAAGUUGUUCUUUUC
Hyalella azteca is the source of this 3198-nucleotide messenger RNA. RefSeq names its product transitional endoplasmic reticulum ATPase. The record is from RefSeq and is a predicted model, not a curated record. The transcript has 12 exons. Gene Ontology annotation, molecular function: ATP binding; ATP hydrolysis activity. Bases 387 to 2876 code for a protein of 829 amino acids. Gene Ontology annotation, cellular component: cytoplasm. Lineage: Eukaryota; Metazoa; Arthropoda; Malacostraca; Amphipoda; Hyalellidae.